This is a messenger RNA of Adineta steineri, 2688 nucleotides long. Lineage: Eukaryota; Metazoa; Rotifera; Eurotatoria; Adinetida; Adinetidae. The record is from the annotation of a GenBank genome assembly.
AUGGAUAAACAAAUUGAAGUAAAUCUAAAUGCAUUACCAAAAGAAAUACUUUAUAGAAUUUUCAAUUAUCUUGAUGAUUUUCAUAUAUUUUGUACAAUGAAAAAUGUAUCAAUAUAUAUGAAUACAAUUAUAGAUCAAUAUCAUCGAUAUAAGAUAUUAACAACACUUCAAUUAUGUAACAAAAAACUAGGUGUAGAACAAAUAAUACUCGUUGCUAAUACUCUUAAAGAAAAUCAAAUUGUUACUACACUUGAUCUUGGAGUUAAUGGAUUUGGUGAUGAAGGAAUAUAUUAUCUAUCUAAUGCUCUACAACAAAAUCAAACAUUAAUUAAAUUAUGUCUUCAACUAAAUAAAAUCGGCUCACAAGGAACAGAAUAUCUUGCUAAUAGUUUAAUACAAAAUCAAACAUUAACUAGACUUAAUCUUCAUUAUAAUGAAAUUGGUGAUGAAGGGGCAAAACAUCUUGGUAAUGUUCUUCAACAAAAUAAAACAUUAAUUCGAUUAAAUCUAAUACAUAAUAAAAUAGGUGAAGAAGGAACAUAUUAUCUUGCCAAUGCUUUAAAACAAAAUCAAACAUUAACUACACUUUAUCUUGCAGAAAAUGAAAUUGGUGAUAAAGGAACUGAAUAUCUUGCUAAUGCUUUAGAACAAAAUCAAACAUUAACAAUACUUUAUUUGGCUAAAAAUAAUAUUACUGAUAUUGGAGCAGAACAUUUUGGUAAUACACUUAAACAAAAUCAAACACUUGUAACACUUAGUUUAAAAGCAAAUGAAAUAAGUUCACAAGGAGCAGAAUAUCUUGCUGAUGCUCUUGAACAAAAUCAAACACUUAAAACAUUAAAUCUUAAAUGGAAUAAAAUUGAUGAUGAAGGAGCAUCUUAUAUUGCUCAAAGUAUUUAUUUAAAUAAACAAUUUCAAAAAGCAUUAGAAUUAUUUUAUCAAUGUGAACAAACAAAUAAUGAAAUGAUUUCGGAUUUAUCUAUUAAUCAAGCAUUAAAAUCUUGUACUAAUAUAAAAGAUUUUCAAUCUGGUUUAAAUAUUUAUCAACGAUAUUCAUCUCAAAUAGAAAAAAAUAAUUAUAUAUUAGCAUCACUUAUUCAUUUUUACAUGCAAUCAAAAGAUAUUAAGAAUGCUCAAAUACUCUUUAAUAGAUUAAAAAAUAAAACUGUUGGAAUUUAUGGAGCAAUGAUGAAAGGAUAUAUUACAAAUAAUAUGCCACAAAAAGCAAUUGAUAUUUUCUUUCAAAUUACAAAUCCAAGCAUAACAAAUGUAUCGUUAUUAUUUAAUGCAUGUGCUCGAAUUGCAACUGAUGAAACAUUAAAUUUAGUAAAAAAAGUUUUAUCUAAUCUUCCAGAUCAAUAUCAAAAUGAUAAAUAUAUUUUAACAACUGCAUUCGAUGCUUUUAUUAAAUCUAAUGAUUCAUUAAAUGCUGAAAGAAUUUUUCCUAAAAUUCCACAAAAUCGACUUAGUUAUGGAAAUUUAAUGAGUGCAUUUAAUAGAACUAAUCAACCACAAAAAACAUUAGAAUUCUAUAAACAAAUGAAAAUAAAUCAAAUUGAAUUAGAUCCACCAGUUUGUGUUUUAUUAAUUAAUGCAUGUUCUGCUCUUGGAAUAUAUUCUAAAUCAAAAUCAAUAUCUGAACAAAUUCCUAAAUCAUAUCUUGAUAAUAUCUUUAUUAACAAUGCAUUAAUUGAUAUGUGGGGAAAAUCAGGUUGUGUUGAAAAAGCAAAGAAUAUAUUUGAUUCAUUAAUUCAACCAGAUACAAUUGGAUAUACAUCAAUGAUUAAUUCAUAUGGUUUAAAUGGAAUGGGUUCUGAAGCAAUUGAAUUAUUUUAUAAAAUGCCAUCAAAACUAAUUAUGGAAGAAACUUAUGUUUGUGUUUUAAAUGCAUGUUCACAUUCACGACUUGUUGAACAAGCUCAAAAGAUAUUUUCUAAUAUAGAAAACAAAACAGAAAAUAUUUAUACGACUAUGGUCGAUUGUUUUAGUCGUUCAUUUCUUUUUGAAGAAGCCGAGAAUAUUAUUAAUAUUUAUGAAUCUAAUCAUUCACCAUCACCAUCAAUGCUUAUGUCAUUAUUAUCCGGUGCUCGAAAUGCAAAGAAUUCUCAAUUAGCUGAAAAAAUCUUCAAUCGUAUUGAAAAAUAUUUUCCACAAAUUCAAGAUCGAAUUGUUUCAGCUUCUAUUUUACUUGCAAAUGUUUAUGCAUCGACUGGUCAAAUGGAAAAAUCAUCAAAUAUAAAAAGAAAACUAAUUCAAGCUAAUUUGAAGAAACCAAGUGGACUAUCUUAUACAGAAGUUAAUGAUGAAAUAUAUAUGUUUCGAGCUCAUGAUUCAUCUCAUCCUCGAUCCAGUGAGGUCUCUGAUGAAAUUGAAAAAAUUUCUAAAGAACUUAUUUCAUAUGGUCACAAAUAUGAUUCAAGUUGUAUUACACGACCAUUAAAUGAGAAUGAAAGUGUUGAAUCAGUUCUUUGCGGACAUAGUGAAAGACUUGCAAUUGCAUGGAACUUUGUUGCAAAUCCAAAUAUCUCACGAAUUCAAAUAACAAAAAAUCUUCGCGUUUGUGAUGAUUGUCAUGAAUCAACAAAAUUAAUUGCUUUAAUUCGUCAAUGUGAAAUAAUUGUUCGUGAUGCAAGUCGAAUUCAUCAUUUUCAUAAAAAUGGAAAAUGUUCAUGUCAAGAUUAUUUUUGA